Molecule: messenger RNA, 5603 nt
Organism: Heterotrigona itama
Lineage: Eukaryota; Metazoa; Arthropoda; Insecta; Hymenoptera; Apidae
Source: the annotation of a GenBank genome assembly
UAAUUAUAACUAUCGUUGGGAACCCACGAACGAUACAGAUCGAUCGUAUUGUUUGCAAUUAUAGUCUUUAAACGUUCAAUGAGGAUGCUGGUGUAUCGGUAGAGAAGUUUAUAUUUCACGAAAAUAUAAACGAAGAGAGAGCAAGACACGCAACUUGGUAGAUCAUAACCGCGGGCACCCGCAUAGUGUACCUAUUACUUCGUCCCUGGUAGUGGUGCCGGCUGUGGAUGCAGGCGAGAACGUGCGCAGCUGUAAAACGUGAGUCGCUGCGCUCCGCAGCUGAUGCGGUUCGUCGUUGUUCGUAUCUGUAUUUGUUUGAAAAAAUGCGACAGAACACUGACGAAUUUCGACAGUGUUAUUGCUACCAUUUGAACGAGGUGGACAUGUACGUGGUCCCGCGAAUAUGUCGCGAGUGAUAGUGAUACAUAAUAGAGCAAGCAUCCAAAAUGACAUUAUACAUUUGCAGGGAUAAACAAUUUCAAAAGUGAAAUAAAAAUAAGCUUAAACGUCAGAGGAAGAAAGAGAUACAAUCCAAGCGUGCAUCGACACCCCGCUAAAACCCGUGUGCAAUGUAACGGAUGUAUAUAUUUCUCAAAACAACGACAGGGCUAACUCCGUUAUGGAGGCACUGCGUUUAGCUAUACAGACACGACUAGGGGAGAGGAUGGUUAGUAUGAGCUCUAUGCUCGUGGAGACAGUUAGUAUAAAUUAUGAAGAUUUUAAUGAGAGUUUUUUAACAUGUGGCACAUGUCUUUGUGUUUAUGAUGGUGGAGAACAUACUCCCAAGUUAUUACCAUGUUCACACACGGUAUGUUUACAUUGCUUAACAAGAAUUGCUGCAUCUCAGACUCGUGAGACUGGUGCCUUUCGAUGUCCUAUUUGCAGAGAAUUAAUAACAAUUCCUCGUGGUGGAGUUCCUGCUUUACCACCUAGCUUCCUUGUGAAUCAACUGCUUGAUCUCAUGUCCAGGCAAAGACGGGAGGUUAUUCCAAAAUGUUCCGUUCAUAUAAAUCAAGAAUUGUUAUUUUGUGAAACAUGUGAUACGGUGUUUUGUACAGUAUGUACAGGCGGUAAUCAUGCAGGAACAUCACCAGGAUGUACUGAGCAUACUAUCAUACCAUUUAGUAUUGCAAUAAAGAGGAUGUCCGAAAUCUUACUUUACAAAGCAAAUGAGUGUAUAUCUAAGUUAACACAAGCUCAGGAUUCUGUGAGUACAGAAUUACAACGUUUGGAAGCUUCAAUAGAAAGGUGUUUGAGUGCUGUAGAUACUGAAUUUGCAGAAAUUAUAUCAAAAAUUGAAAGGAGACGUACGGAAUUACAAGCGGCUGUUACGGCUGCCGCAAGAGAUAAGAAGCACGUACUAGAAGAACAACAUGCUUUGAUAGAAGCCGAAAAAAAUAAAGUACAACGAGAAUGUGAAGGACUACAAUAUCAGGUUGAAGUUCGAAAUAUUACACAAAGAAUUGGCAGUUUAUCUGACCAACUCGAUGCGGCAACAGCACUUAGCGAACCUAAAGAAAAUGCUUUUAUUACUUUUGAAUUUAAUCACAAUAAUGCUCUUUCUCAGUUAGAGGAAGCUCUUAAUAACUUGGGGAGAGUACGUUCUAGUACAACAUUGCCAGGCUUAUGCAGAGCCAGGUUAAAAGAUCCUGCUAUAGUUAAACUGCAAGCAGCUGUAAUAGUAGAGACUGUUGACUACCAUGGACAUCCUAGAAAUGUUGGAGGCGAUCUUAUUACUGCAGAAUUAACCUUAGCAGAUAGUAUCCACUCAGAAAACCAAAGUUCCAGUAUUGAUACUGAAAUUGUAGAUUUAGAAAAUGGUACAUAUGAAGUACUGUUCCGACCUCCAUCUGCAAGCCGCUAUAUUUUAAAAUUGUCAGUUUUUGAGCGACCUAUUAAAGAUUAUCCUUUACUUUUUGAUGCGACUGAACAUAACGAACCUAUUAAAAUAUAUGGAAGACGUGGAACUGGAAAAGACGAAUUUCACCAACCAGUUGCAGUUGCUGUUAAUGAUGAUGGCAUGAUAUAUAUUUUAGAUACUGGAAACUCACGUAUAAAAGUACUCAAUUGUGAUUUAGAGUUUCAAAGGCACAUAACUAAUGAAGGUCUUGAAGGACGUAGUUGUACAGGAAUUGGUAUAUCUCAGCAAGGUAUUGUUGUCGUUAAUUGGAGAACACGAAAAGUAACUGAAAUGAGUUCUCUAGGUGAUACUAUUAAAUCUUUUUCCCAUAAUGCGUUUCAAGAACCAAUUGAUAUUGCAGUAGAUAGAAGUUAUGGUCAUAUACUUGUUGCAGACAAUGGUCAAAGCUGUGUUUUUGUGUUCGAUUCUGACGGCAAAAUUCUCUUUCAGGUUGGAAAGAGAAGUACAUUCAAAUUGAUCACUUCCGUGACUGUUGGACCCAAUGGUGAAAUAGUAGUUGCUGAUAGUCGUAUACAAGUAUUUUCCGCUAAAGGAGAUUUUUCUGAAGAAAUUUAUUCGGAAGGCAAAGGAAAAGGUACUUAUGGAGGCCUUGCUGUUGAUUCAGAGGGCAGAAUACUUGGUACUCGUACCGAUAAAGGUCGCAGUAUAAUCCAAGUUUUAAAGUUAGGAGGAGGUAAUAUUUUAACUGAAAUUGAUUCGCAUAGUUCAAAACUACGACGUCCCUCAGGUAUUGCAGUACUACCUGACAAUCACUUAGUAGUUGUAGACUUGGGAAAUGAUUGUAUAAAAAAAUAUAGAUAUUGGUAAAAAUAGUUGAGUUUAAAGUAUCAAAUUUGUUGUAUGUCCAACAAAAGUAAUUCAUCCAUUGCAGAUACAUACCAAAUAUGUAUUUAAUAUAACUUAAAUUGCUUUUUUACAAGAUUUUUCUGUUAUAAUUUUAUAUGUCGAUUUAAUAUCUAUCUUUCUUAAAUUUUAAUAUCUAUCAUCAUGUGUGGAUCAAUCAAAAUAAUUUGUUUGAGAUAAAAAAAUAUUGAUGGUAUUUAAUAAUAUAAGUAUUAUAUAUAAAUAUAUGUAUAAUACUUAUAUGAAACAACAUUAUUUUAUAUAUAUUUUAAAUUUUUAAAAUUGCUUUUCUAGACAUACUUGAUUAAUAUAAUAUAAUUUAUAGUAUUCUGUGUCAUGUUUAAUUUAAUUUUUUAAACUAAAGAACAAUAGAUGUGGUUUUUUUUUUUUAUUUUUUGAUGUUUAUCUUAACUAAUGUUGGGAUAUACUAUAAUAGAUAUUUUACACUGCCCUAGUUCAAAUUCAUGACAAUUACACAUAGCUCACAUAUUUCAUAGAAAUGAGUUUGCAUAAAUAUAGUAAUAGAUUCUUAAAAUUUAUACCUAAAGAAUUUUAUUUAUGGCAACAAUAAUUUAAAUAUUAAAUGAAAGAGUUCCAUUUAUUUACAAGACCUAACUAGGAUAUAUUACACAAAUCUUUAAUAGACAUAUUUUUCCUCCUAUAUUUAAUUCUAUUUGAAAAAACAAAUCAUUUAUAUUUAUUAAUGUCAUUAGUAUGUAAUGAGAAGUAAGACAAAUUAAUUUCGUAAUUAGUAAAAAAUUUAAUGUGACUUUAUAUUUAAUUACUUUUUAUAUUUAUUAUAAGUAAAAAAUACGACAUCCAUUAUAACAUGAAAUUCUGUAAUAAAACUAUCUAAAAUCUUUUCAACAAAAAUUUAAAGAAGUACGUUAAAAAUUUCUAUAUAAUUUAUCAAAGAAACCUUAAAGAUAUUUUUAUUUUUUUAUUGACAAGUAUAUUUUCUUCAUUUUCAUUGAGUCUCACAUCUUUUUUAUGGUAUUAAAAUUUUACUUUGUAAUAUUAAAUUAAUAAAAAGAUAUUUUUUUUUAUAAUAAAUAAAAAUUUAAAUUUUUGUGAAAGUCUCAAAGCAGUGACAUUAUUAGAAAAAAAUCGUCCCAAAUUUCAAUUAAUUUAGUAUGUUUAAUACAGUAUUUAAAUUACUUUUUAUGAAUUCCUAUUUUCAUAUUCAUUAAUACUUUUGGCUAUUUAUGGAUCAAUAUAAAAAGUGACUAGUGUAUUAUAAAUAGAUAAGUAGGUAAAAAUAAAUUAAGAUGCGUGCUAAUAUUUUUCCAGUAUUAUUACAAAUUGAAAGAAUGUACUUUAUUUGUAUAAAUUUAUCUUAAAUUUUGUAUAAAAUAUAAAAUUACGCAUAUAUAUAAUUUAUAUGUAUAUACAUAUAAAUUAUACUGUGUGUAAUUAUACUGUGUGUAAAUUAUUACUAUUGCUGUUAUUACUAGUAAUAAUUUACACAUUUAUAAAUGAUAUCACUUUCAUGGUAUUAUACUUACUACAAAUAAUUUACAUAUAAACUUUUUUUUAUAUCAUAAAAUAAUUUUCUAUUCACAAUUACAUAGUUACAAAAAUAUCUAGACAGUGUUUAAAACGUUAAACUUUCAACGAAUUUGUAGUAAAAAUGAUUAAAAUAAUAGAGAAAUGAUAAAGAAAAGAUAGUUUAAAGAAGUUUUACUUGCUUAAAAUCUCUGAAGCUUAAAAUUUAAUCUUAUUUUAGCACUUAUCUAUUACGUAUAAGGUUUUUCAGUCUUUUUUUUAUCACUAUUAGUAAUAAAAAAAAAUAAAGUAACAGACUAAAAUGGACUGAUGUACGAAUUAAAACACAUGUGAGUAUUGUGUUCAAUUACUAAAAUACAAACUAUUAUAAUCAAUAUAAUAAUAUUGUUACAACACACAAAUGUCUGUGUAUGGCAUUUCAUCAUUUCGUGUUUGUCAAUGUGGUCAUUAUACUUGUAUUUUUUACAUAAUUCUGUCAUCCUUAAUAAUGCUUUAAGAUACUAAAAAGUACAUAAUAAUUUUCAACAAUUGAUACAUGCGUAAAAUAUAGAAAAAGUUUGUUCUUUUGUUAUUAUUUAAAUAUAUGUUAAUUUUUUGUUCUUUACAUUUAUUAUUACUGUAAUAGAAAAAUUCUUUGCAAAUUAAAAAGUGGUAUAAUUUGAAAUUAUUUUUGGAAUUGAUGUCAAGCAUUUCUAACACUAUUUUGCGGAAUAAUGCAGCAUUCUUCAAAAUUUUAUGCAUAUGCAUACAUAUAUAUAAUACCAUAUGUAUGAAUAUACAUAUAAAUAUAUGUACGUAUGUAACAGUAAAAUUAAUUAUAAGUAUAUUAUGUCAUUAGCUUUUACUGAAAAGCAUGACAGUGCCUUUAUUAAACAAAUUUCCAUGCAAAUAUAUAUUACAGUAUAAAUUUUUGCCAUUAAUUUUAAUAUUUUUAUGCUGACAACAUAUGACAAGUGACUUAAGGUUUAAUAAUUUAAGUUGAAUCAUAGAUUCAGUAUAUUUAUAUUUAUAUUGAAAUCAUAAUUUUAUAUUGCCUUUCUCUUAAGUUAAAUAUUAUCUUCUAAUUCUUGUUUUUCAUGUGCAAGAAAUAAAAAUAAUAUAUAUAAAUUAAUGGCUGCACAUGCACACACAUUUGCCUUAGCUUUAUUUUCAUUAUUUUUAUUAUGUUCAUAUUUAUGAAUAGAAUAACAAAAGAAAUUUUGUGCUUAUUUCAAAUAUUUAUGUUUUAUUCACGCAUUUACUAACAUAUUAAAAGUUUUGAUUGAUGUUCCAAUGUUUUUGUUCAUCUGAUAUUAUUUAAUCUAGUCACAUGUUAUCAAUAGUGAACACUUAA